Phoenix dactylifera (date palm) is the source of this 1644-nucleotide messenger RNA. Its product is annotated as leucoanthocyanidin reductase-like. Gene Ontology annotation, molecular function: oxidoreductase activity. Lineage: Eukaryota; Viridiplantae; Streptophyta; Magnoliopsida; Arecales; Arecaceae. The record is from RefSeq and is a predicted model, not a curated record.
ACCCUUCUGGAUACCCAAGAGGUGACGCACCUCGUUUCAUUGGACAAACCAUUUUGGUCCUUCCCUUGAAGACAAACAUAUCACCUCCGCCUCCCUCCAAAGAUGACCGCCACCGCUGAGCUCGGCUGCAGCAGGGGCCCGGCCCUUGUCAUCGGCGCCACCGGCUAUAUCGGCCGCUUCGUGGCGGAGGCAUGCCUUGAGAGCGGGUGCGCCACCUACAUCCUCGUCCGCCCCGGCUCGGCGUGCCCUGCACGGGCUGCCACCGUCGAUGCUCUCCGAGCGAAAGGUGCCAUCGUCCUCGAGGGAUCCGCAAAUGAUAACGACUUCAUGGAGAGGAAGCUGAGAGAGGAAGCCAUCGAGGUGGUUAUUUCAGCGAUGGGCGGUCCUCAAAUUCUCGACCAGCUCAACCUGCUCGAGGCCAUUAAAGCCGUCGGCUCCAUCAAGAGGUUUUUGCCUUCAGAGUUUGGUCACGACAUCGAGAAGGCUAACCCCGUGGAGCCUGGCCUGAGUUUCUACAGGGAGAAGAGGAAAGUCCGUCGUGCCAUUGAGGCUGCAGGGAUCCCUUACACCUACAUCUGCUGCAACUCCAUUGCCGGCUGGCCUUACCACAACAACACCCACCCGUCGGAGAUUACUCCACCACUGGACCGGUUCCAGAUCUACGGUGACGGCAACGUUAAAGCUUUCUUUGUUGCUGGGUGUGAUAUUGGGAAAUUCACAAUCAAAGCAGCAUAUGACUCUCGUACUCUCAACAAAACCGUUCAUUUCCGCCCAGCUUGCAAUCUCCUUAGCUUGAAUGAAAUGGCUUCGAUGUGGGAGAGUAAGAUCGGACGGACCCUGCCGAGAGUUUCCUUGACUGAGAAGGACUUGCUUGCCGUGGCAAAAGAGAAUUGCAUUCCAGCAAGCAUAGUUGCUGCUUUGACACAUGACAUAUUCAUCAAUGGCUGCCAAAUCAAUUUCUCAAUUGAUGGAUGCAAGGAUGUUGAGAUUACCUGCCUCUACCCUGACAUCUCAUUUCGAACCAUCGACGAAUGCUUCAAUGACUAUGCAGCAGAGCUCAAGCAAGGCAAUAAGAUCACCUCCCCAACUUCUAUGGUGUAUAUGGCGUCCUUUCCACCAACACAUGCUUGAAAGCAUCUCAGAUGAUGAUCUCUCUUUUCUCUACCUAUUAUAAGAGCAUCAGAGUUCCUUUCUUUUGAUAGAAUUUUUGCUUGAUACUCUUCCAUUGUGUUGAUUUCGACAUGACCGGCGGACCUAUUUUGCUGGUGUAUCCAUGAAGUUUGUAGCAUGUCAACGAGUCAAUCUAUAUUGUGUAAGGUUGUUAGGUUCUAAGUUCAUGCAGCUGUAUUGAAUAUGCUGGAGUUCAUGUUUUUUGUGGUGGUGGACCGCCUGUUAUGUGGGGCCAUGAUCAUCGCAGAAGGAUGGUCUAGCCACUUUCUUUGUGGCUGGAUUGAUUUUGUGUUAUUUUAUUUUGUUUUAUUUUAUGUUGAUUAGGCUUGUUUUCAUAUUGUUAUUUUAGGGCCUUUAUGAGAAUGUUUUCUUUGUAAGGGUCCUUUUGUUAUUUCUUGACCCUAUAUAUAUGGGUCCAUAUACUUGUUUAGUAUUAUUAAAUGAUUGAAUGAAAAUAGCAUCAUUUUCUCUAAA